This is a messenger RNA of Epinephelus lanceolatus (giant grouper), 4027 nucleotides long. It is a transcript of the gene ccdc80, whose product is annotated as coiled-coil domain containing 80. The record is from RefSeq and is a predicted model, not a curated record. Gene Ontology annotation, cellular component: basement membrane. NCBI's taxonomy places the organism in Eukaryota, Metazoa, Chordata, Actinopteri, Perciformes, Serranidae. Gene Ontology annotation, biological process: extracellular matrix organization; positive regulation of cell-substrate adhesion.
GCCAAGAGUCCGGAGGCUGAGGUUUGUGUGGACAUUUCUGGGAAAGCCUCCAAAGCUCAGUUUUGCCAAGGAGAACCUGCGGAGGAGCACAGCCGCGCUUUUCUGUGCAGACUCAGCGCAGUGUGCACAUUUCUCACAUUGUGUCGGAGGUUCCUCUUCACAGAGCCAGAUGAGCGUCUCACAGUUUGUUGGAUAUAAACAGCACCCGAAUAUUGAUGGGAUCAUUUAAACCAUUAGGGUUUUAACGCAAACCUGAGUGUGUUUUGGAGAUGUGACGUGGUCCAAAACUUUUCUCCGAAGGACUUCAUUCAUUUACCCUGGGGCUGAGGAAUUAUUACAGAGUGUUGGAUGUUAAUAUAACAGAAGAUCUUUCCUCCUGACCUGCUGGGAUUAUAUCUGUAAACGGAAGUGUGGCUGAGAUGAAGUUCUGGAUAUAACUUUACGCACAACAAACUCUUCUCUCAUUCGCCUUGUCUGCCAAUUACAGCUCAGAGAGUGAAGUGGAUUUCCUCAGCAGAAGGCAUGCUCUGAAACACAUCAGUGGCAGACUGUUAUGAGUCGAUGUUGCACUCUGUGAGUCUUCAUCUGGAAUUAAUUCAUUAACAACCUCCAAUGCACUAAAGACGCGCCAGAGUCGCGGCUCCACCACUGGAUCUUUAUCUUACCCUCAGUGAGUGUUUAGCCUGCUUUAUCUGACAUCUCGCCAGAAUGCGGGGGGCUUUUGUUCUCACUUUAGCUCUGAUAUAUCUGCUAACCUGGACAGGCGAAGCCGACAGACAGACUCACCUCAAGCGGGUGCAGUUGCAGAGACGCGCAAGACUGGGACGUGCCCAGCUGGGCACAACGAACAAGGAGCGCCUAGUCGGACGGAUGCGCCCUGGGUUUGGUUCGGCAAUCUCGGUGCACAGUUCCAAGAAGGAGGAAGAUGUGCAGGCUGACGAGGGUGCUCCAGUUUCAGGCAGGACGGGGACAAUGUUGGGCAAGAGAGCAGGAGGUCAGGGUCUAGUGCCAAGGAGAGGGGUGGCCGGACAGAUCGGCAUGCCCCUUCAGCAGGGCAUGCUGCAGGAUGAGGGCGCUCCAGGAGCGAGAGCAAGGGUCGCCCGGAUGCCCAACAGCGCCGGGUCACCAAAUCUGCUCGCCAGUUUUGCGGGGAAGAACCGCGUCCUGGUGAUCUCUGCGCCCCAUGAUUCAGACGGCUACUACAGACUGAUGAUGUCUCUUCUGAAACCAGAUGUGUACUGUGAGCUCGCCGAGCGCCAUGUCCACCAGAUUGUCAUAUUUCACCAGGAGGGAGAGAUGGGGGGCAAGGUGAGGAGGAUCACCACGGAGGGGAAGGUGAUGGAGGAGCCGCUGGACACAGCACUCAUCCCCAGACUCAUGAGCUUCCUCAAACUGGAGAAAGGGAAGUUUGGGAUGGUGCUGCUGAAGAAGACCCUGCAGGUGGAGGAGAGGUACCCGUACCCUGUGAGGCUGGAGGCCAUGUACGAGGUGAUCGACCAGUCGCCCAUGAGGAAGCUGGAGAAGCUGAGACAGAAGGGCUUCGUCCAGAAGUGCAGAGCAGCAGGUGUGGAGGGCCAGGUGGAGGAGGGCACACUCACAGUUGAUGCACCAGUAGAAAGAAAACCAGGGAAGAAGAUCCUCAGAAAGCCCGCAACCACAACCACAGCUGCCACCACCACCACAACAACCACACGACCAACCACCACAACUACCACCACCACCACAACGACUACAACCCGGCCCCCCACCACCACAACCAGACCAACAACCACAACCAAAGCAACAACAACAACCACUACCACCACCACUAGAAGAACCACCACGAAACGACCCACCACAACCACCACCACCACCACCACCACCCAGAAACCAACCAAAGCCCACACCACCGCCCUGUGGUUGCCUGCUCCAAGAACCACCGCUGAUCCUUACGACUACAACCACAGAGAGGGGGAGAGGUAUCCAGCUAAAACCACCCCGGCUGGAGAUAACCGCACCGACAAGGAGAACAGAGAUCCACACAGCCGCAAGCUGGUACCUUCCACACAUAAACCCUCUAAGAUCAAACCUACUAAGAGGAAGAAUGGGGGAGAGAAGGUGUUGACUAAUGAGUACGAGGACAAGUAUGAACCAAGCAAGCCAACAGUCAGUGAUCCUGAGGAGACAGAAACCUUCACCGACAUCAGUCCCACCAAGAAGGUCAAGGGCAAGCACGAUAAGCAAGACAAGAAGAAGAAAAAGGCUGACAAGGCUGCCAAGAAAGGGGAGAGGAGAGGUGGAAAGGCAGGGAAGAUUGGGGGAAAGAAAAAUGGAAAGAAGCUGUCAAAGUACCCUGAGAAAGAGGACUACCCGAAACCCACUAAGAAGCCAACGCCCCCUCCAAAGGGAUCUCUGGCCUCCUUCCUAGACUACUUUGAGAACAGGAGGCGGCUGCUGCUGAUUACAUCCCCCAGUGAGGAGAACAGUAUGUAUGCUCAGCAGAGGGACGAGUACCUGGAGUCUGUGUGUGAAAUGGCCAUCAGGAAAGUCUCUAUCAUCACUAUCUUUGGCUCUCUGACCAACUCCACCAUGAAGAUCGACCACUACCAGCUAGAAAAUGACAAACCUAUGAAGGGCCUUCGUCAGGAGGACCUGGUGAACCAGGAUCUGAUCACAGAGCUGAGGAAAGAGUUCAGCAUGACACAUGAUGACUUCUACAUGGUCCUCACCGAUUCUGACAUGAGAGUCAAGCAAUCCUACGAGGUUCCCAUCGCCAUGAAGGCUGUGUUCGACUACAUCGACACCUUCUCCUCCCGCAUCCGAGAGAUGGAGCAGCAGAAGAGAGACGGGGUCGUCUGUAAGAAAGAGGACAAGCCCAGAUCGUUGGAGAACUUCCUUUCCAGGUUCCGUUGGAGACGUCGCCUGUUCAUCAUCUCCGCCCCCAACGACGAGGAGUGGGCCUACCAGCAGCAGCUCUACGCCCUCACCAGCCAGGCCUGCAACCUCGGUCUGAGGCACAUCGCCAUUCUGAAGUUGGUCGGCACAGAGGCGCCGGAUAUGGGCGGAGUCUUGGAGCUCUAUCCUAUCAACGGGAGCGCUACUGUCGAGCGUGAAGGGCUGUCUGGCAUGCUGGUGAAGGACAUGAGGAACUACUUCCAGAUCAGCCCAGAAUACUUCUCCAUGCUGCUGGUAGGAAAGGACGGCAACGUGAAGUCCUGGUACCCUUCGCCCAUGUGGUCCAUGGCUAUUAUCUAUGACCUGGUAGACUCAAUGCAGCUGCGCAGACAAGAAAUGGCCAUCCAGCAGUCACUGGGUAUGCGCUGCCCUGAGGACGAGUACGGCGGCUAUGGCUACCAUCAGCACGGAUACGAACACGGCUACCAGGACGGCUAUCACCAGGGCUAUGGUUACUAACUCUUCCUUUGCCUCGCAGCUGGUGCUCGGCACUAUUGGCCCUCUUCCUUUCACCUUUUUAAUCUUUCCUCCCCAUCCUCCACCAGGCAGGCGGCUCACAUGGAGCAGGGUCUUUGAAUGUUUUGUAGCACUUAGUGACAGCCCCAAAGUAUUCUGAAUCUGAAUCUGAAUCUGAAAACAGUUGCUUUCACCUGUCAAGAUCUUUGAUAUAUGUAUAGCAUAAUAGGCUGCAAGUAAUGGUAAUUUCCAAGGGGAUUUAAUCAGAGCCAGUUAGAGACUAAAUGUAUAGAAGAGCCUGGAGGUUCAGGGAUCUGUUGUGGACUUAGUUUUUGUUUCAUGGAUUUGCAGCUUCAGAGUGUUUUGCACGUUAUUAUAUCAUCUGUCUCCUUCACUUGCCUUCCAGGUCAAAUUUACAUAUUCAUGUUAUCAGCACAGACCUUUAUUUUGUAGAUAAUGGGCUAAAAUAAGACAUAUAUGUAUUUAUUGGACAUCUGUUGCAUUUGAGGUGCAGUUAUCGAUUAUUUUAUGAAAAGAAGCUGUCACAUGUUUUCUUUUGUAAAGUUUCUGUUACUAUACAAUGUUCUUAUUUAUACUCUGUUGUGCUAUAUGAUAAAUAAACGUUUGUUUACCACCA